Molecule: messenger RNA, 2069 nt
Organism: Talaromyces atroroseus
Lineage: Eukaryota; Fungi; Ascomycota; Eurotiomycetes; Eurotiales; Trichocomaceae
Exons: 2
Biological process (GO): nuclear-transcribed mRNA catabolic process, nonsense-mediated decay
Cellular component (GO): telomerase holoenzyme complex
Molecular function (GO): protein binding; telomerase RNA binding; telomeric repeat DNA binding
Source: RefSeq, a predicted model, not a curated record
UAUCAACACUCACUUGGGAGUCGAGCAGUCUCGCCGCGAUGACAUGGAAUCGCUAGGCUACKUUAUGCUAUACUUUCUCCGUGGUAAUCUUCCGUGGCAGGGCCUCAAGGCUGUUACCAAAGAGCAGAAAUAUAACCGUAUCAUGGAGAAGAARAUGGCUACCCCUAUCGAGGUCCUUUGCCGUGGGCUUCCCAACGAAUUCGCCACYUACUUGAACUAUACUCGCUCCCUACGAUUUGAAGACAAGCCCGACUACUCUUACCUACGCAGGCUUUUCAGCGACCUGUUCGUGCGUGAAUCCUUCCAAUCCGACUAUGUCUUCGAUUGGACCGUCUGUAAAUACCAGAAGAAUGCGGCUAUGAUGGAUGCAGCAAGUCUCAAGAAAGAUAGGGAAACCGAGGAACAGAAAUCCCGCGCUUCUCUGAAGCCCGAGAACAAAGAUAAUCAUCCACAUAGCGCCCAACCAAGCGGCAUCWUCCUGCAGCCAGAGACUCAUCCCAUCACCGAAGACCAGCUGAUCAACGAGGUCCGGGCCAUCUAUGCCGGUCUAGUGAUGGUGGAAAAGAAAUGCAUCGAGAUUGUGAAGCAACAGAACGAGAAACCCGAAGAGCUUACUGAUUUGCAGUGGCAGGCAAUUAUUGCACUGCAUAGAACACUGCUUCAUGAACACCAUGACUUUUUCCUCGCCUCAAACCAUCCAGUGGCGAGCGAGACAUUAAAAGAAUUGGCAAGAACCUAUUCUAUGCCUGCCCGAAUGUGGCGCUAUGGCAUACAUUCGCUCCUGGAGCUGCUACGAAAGAGGCUGCCCUUCUCCCUCGAGCAUAUGCUUACAUUCAUCUACAUGGCAUAUGCAAUGAUCACGCUACUUUUGGAAAGCAUCCCAGAUUUGGAAGAGACUUGGAUCGAGUGCCUUGGUGACCUCUCUCGCUACCGGAUGGCCAUUGAAGAGGUGGAUAUGCAUGGCCGGGAGAUAUAUACAGGAGUUGCAAGAUAUUGGUAUACCAAAGCGGCGGAUCUCAACCCCGAUAUUGGACGUAUUCAACAUCAUCUUGCUGUACUCGCACGCCCAAAUCAACUGCAGCAGCUCUUCUACUAUUCAAAAGCCUUAAUAAGCGUGCAGUCCUUUGCGAAUGCGCGCGACAGCAUCUUGCUCCUGUUUAGUCCUCUAUUAGACCCCGCGAAAGCUGCAAAUAAGUAUUCCAAAUAUUAUCCUCGAGUUCUGACCCUCUUUGUCGAGGCGCAUGGGGCUCUGUUCACGAGACAUGAUGUUUCUACUUUUGUGACACCUGCUGAGCAGUUCUUGGAUCAGCUUGAUAAACAUGCUGGGAACAUUGGUCCUCUGUUCCGGGAACAGGGCGUCUAUAUCGUGGCUGCUAAUUAUGCUGCUAUCUUUGACUUUGGCCAUGACGAUGCAAUCAUCCCUUCCACGUUCAAUGGACUAAGCCAACGAUCAGAGAUGCUGGAUAAGGCAUAUAAAUAUUGGCAGGAGAAUCCCGCCUGUAUUCAGACUGAUAUUGCAUGCCGAACUACUCAUGAUCAAAGGAUUAGCAAUAGCAGGAAAGCGGCAUCCUUUGCAUCCCAUCUUGCAUUUACUACUCUCGACAUCAUCAUGGAACGAUUGGGUGACAAUAAUACACUACCAUGCGUACAUGUCUCCUUAGCGUUUCUGUGGUGCGCAGCCAUGGUUCCAGGGAGCAUGUCCUACAUCCAAGCAGACGUGCCCUGGGCACGACUGGCCACCUUUCUGAACGCACUCAUCAGACCAGAAACCGACAUGUCUGAAAUCGUCGAGAACGAAAAAUUCCCCACGCGCGAAGCAGAUGUCUCACAGCAAUUACCAGAGGAUUUCUUGAUCUAUGGCCUCUGUUGGAGUCAGCUCUACUAUCCAACGGGCUUCUUCAGCGAGAGUGCUGAGGGCGAUGAGCGGCAUAUAGAGCUUCCGUCUGUGGCUGUUCCGCGGACAAGGUGCUGUCUCUGGCUAGGGAUUCGUAUUGCCAAGUUCAACCAUUGGCUURACUACAACGCUGAGAGCYGUACGUUUUCCGCAACCGYGUUUGCAAAGAACCUUG